Messenger RNA from Gongylonema pulchrum, 582 nucleotides. The record is from the annotation of a GenBank genome assembly. NCBI's taxonomy places the organism in Eukaryota, Metazoa, Nematoda, Chromadorea, Rhabditida, Gongylonematidae.
GGUCUUUCGUCCAGUCUGAGUCGAUUUGAAAAGGCUUCGCAAGAAGAACGAGGAGAAUUCCGCGCAGAGAUUAUGCGAAUGGUAGAAAAUCGGGUUGUCUCGCUUUUUGCAAGUCAUUUGGCGGAAAGGGGUGACAGUCAGGCGUCCGAUUUCUUGAUUAUCAAACGAAUGAUCACUGACGCACUGGACAAAUAUGAUGCCGAUAAAACCGGCAAAGUGGACUAUGCAUUGGAAAGUGCAGAGCGUUACAAAGAAAAUUCUCGGCUGGAAUCAAUUUUCGGUAUUCCAUUAUGGUACUCCUCAUAUUCACCGAGAGCAGUCAUUCAGCAUCGUCCUCUGGCAGCCGGUGAGUGCUGGGCUUUUCGCGGCAAGGGAUAUCUGACGAUCAAGUUAUCACAUCCAAUUUACGUUACUGAAGUGAGCUACGAGCACAUGCAUUCCACGCUACAUCCUGAAGGCGUCCUGAGAAGCGCUCCCAAACAUUUCCAGAUUUAUGUUAGUUUUCUUCUACUGUUGCAACAAGUACCUCCCACACAGUUUUUUUUUUUUUUGAAUUUAAUUAUCCUGCUGGAUGUUGAGUAA